Molecule: messenger RNA, 5585 nt
Organism: Manihot esculenta (cassava)
Lineage: Eukaryota; Viridiplantae; Streptophyta; Magnoliopsida; Malpighiales; Euphorbiaceae
Product: protein MODIFIER OF SNC1 1
Exons: 10
Coding region: 368-5242 (1624 amino acids)
Biological process (GO): epigenetic regulation of gene expression
Source: RefSeq, a predicted model, not a curated record
CCUUGCUAUGACAAGCGAACUAUGACAUCAAGUAUGUUGAAUGGGGAGAGAAGCUGUAGCCCUAGUUUUACAAUGAAAGUGGAGCAUAACUCUCUCUUGUGGAGGAGGAUGGGUGGGGGAGAGGAUUGAUUGUAAUUGAUUGUAUUUCUCCCUUCUCUGCUGAUUGCAUCUAAUGAAUAUAUGUAAAUUUUCUCCAGUGUUAUUAAUUAUAUUAAAUCUUGGGAUACCAGAAAAAAUUGCUUGCCAAAACUUUGCUAACUGUUUCUUUCAAGCUACAUAGAACUGGUCUCAAAUUAAAGUCGAGGGAGAUAAAAAAAAGUACAUGGAGUUGUAGCUGUUGCAUAUCUAUGGUUUUGUUGUCUUAAGGAUGAUUGGUUGCAGAUGGGCGCCUGGAAGAAGAAGUGGCAUGACUGUGUUGGGGAAAGUUGCUGUUCCAAAACCUAUCAAUUUACCAAGUCAAAGGUUAGAAAAUCAUGGUCUGGACCCAAAUGUUGAAAUUGUUCCCAAGGGUACCCAUAGUUGGGGCAGUAGAUCAUCUUCUUCUGCAUCAAAUGCAUGGGGUUCUUGCUCUCUAUCUCUAAAUAAUGAUGGUGGUACUGGUUCACCAAGCCAUCUUAGUGGUCGCCCUUCAUCUGGUGGAAGUGGCACUCGACCAUCAACCGCGGGUAGUGAAAAAGCCCAUGAACCUAUUGUUAGUGCAUGGGGUACAAAUUCUAGGCCAUCAUCAUCUUCUGGAGCACUGCCAUCAAAUCAGACAUCACAUGCAGCUUUGCGUCCUCGUAGUGCAGAAACAAGACCUGGUAGCUCACAAUUAUCGCGGUUUGCUGAACCUUUGUCGGAUAAGUCAGUGGCGUGGCACGCAAUGGGAGCAGCAGAUAAGUUGGGAGUAACGUCCUCUAAGAAUGAUGGGUUUUCUCUGACUUCCGGAGAUUUUCCAUCACUUGGAUCAGAAAAGGACAAUUCUGGAAGGGAAGUGGACUCACAAGAUCAUGAUUCUUACAGUCGUCCAGGCUCAUCUUCUGCUGGAGUAGCAUCCAGGAAUGAAGGGACUGAGGAUUCUGCAGGUGAUCUCUCUGCACAUGAAAAUGUGAAGAGUGGAGCUGAAAGUCCCUGGAGGAGAGAAAAUGUGUAUGGUGAAGAUGGAGCCAGGGCCAAUGUCGAGAAGUGGAAUGCUGAUUUCCAACCAUAUCCUAAUUCUAGUAUCCCUCCUCAGCAUUAUGACGCGUGGCGUGGUCCUCCUGUUAACAAUCAACCAGGUGGGGUUUGGGUUAGAGGACCUCCAGGAUGUCCACCAUUUCGGUCCCCAGUUGCCCCCGGUGGUUUUCCCAUGGAACCAUUUCCUUACUACCAUCCACAGAUUCCUCCUCCUGCUCUUGCCAAUCCACAAGCAGUUCCUCCACCUGGAGCUGGGCCCAGGGCCCCCCAUCCAAAGAAUGGGGAUAUGUACCGGCCUCAUAUGCAUGAUACUUAUAUGCACCCAAACAUUCCUCUCAGACCUAGUUUUUAUCCAGGACCAGGGCCUUAUGAGGGCUAUUAUGGUCCUCCCAUGCCCUACUGCAAUCCCAAUGAACGUGAUGUUCCAUUUAUGGGAAUGGCAAUGGGCCCUGCUACAUAUAACAGGUACUGUGGUCAAAGUAUUCCUGAUCCUGGCAAUUCUCAUGGCAGAACCAGUGGAUGUGGACCUAGUAGCAAGGCAAUGGUUUUGGAUCAAGUGGAACCUGCUCAUCCUCAAGAUGUUAAAAGACCUUAUAAAGUUCUUCUGAAGCAGCAUGAUGGCUGGGAGGGUAAAGAUGAAGAGCAGAAGUCUGUUGACACCAUGAAAACAAAUGCCUCAUAUCCUCUGAAGGGGGAGCAUACAAGUAAGUCAUCAUCAGGGGAGAAUGGCUGGAGGGCAGAUAGCAAGAAGGAUCAUGAGUUCGAUGCAAGAAGAAUCGCACCUGCUGAAGAAGCUUUUUCUGGGGCUGUUGACAAUCAAAAAGUUGUCCCCACAAAAGUGAAAUCACCUGAAAGUGGGGGGAAAUUGAACGCAUUUGAAGACAUAUCAGUUAAGAAAUUUGAACCUGCACCUUCUAGUUUUCCUCAAGAAUUGGCAGUUCCUAAAGAUUCCAAAGAUUCCAGUCUGAUUCAGAAAAUAGAAGGUCUAAAUGCAAAGACCCGGACUUCUGAUGGACGAAAUGACACUAAACCUGUCUCUAGUAGGGAGGAGCAGAAUAAUAAAUUGCAAGCUGGUAAUGCCUUUGCUGGUCAUUCUACAAAUGAGGCGGGUAUUGACACUCCAUCUCAUGAAAAGACUAGUGUCGGUAGAAUUAUCAACUCUGCCCCACAGGAAGACUGCUUUUCUGCUGGAGAUAGGAACCUUGAAUCAACAAUAGUGAGUGGAACAACCAUCCCCAGGAGGUCCACUCAGGGCAUGCACAGUAGAGCUGAUCAUCGUGGUAAAGGAAGAUUUAGUACUCAAGAAGCUGAUGGCUGGCGGAAAAAAUCUCAAGUUGCAGAUCAACGAUGUAUAGUGUCAACUGCACAUUAUGAAAUUUCUUCUGUUCAUGGGCAAGCCCAUAGUUCAGUGGAGGCUCCUCAGAAUUCUGUAUUGCAUCCUUCACUGAAGGAUGAUGGAGAAUCAAUGCCACCUGCAUCUGAACCAAGCGAUAGCCAGCGUGCUAAGAUGAGAGAGCUAGCCAAGCGAAUUAAACAGCGAGAGAAGGAAGAGGAAGAAAGGACAAGGGAGCAGAGAGCCAAGGCUCUUGCAAAAUUGGAAGAGUUGAAUAGGCGUACACAAGCAGGGGAAGUUGCAACUCAGAAGUUUGAAAAUGUUCCUGCUAGUGCUAUCCAGAAUAGGCAAGAGGAAUCCUUAAAUCUUUCCCAACAAACCAUAGUUGCAAGCAAAUCUGGAGCACCAAGUUCUUCUUUUGUUUCUGAAACAAAUACAGUUGCACAGAGUCGAGAGAAGUUGGAAACCCUCCCUAGUAGUGUUGUCCAGAAUAUGCAUGAGAAAGCCACUACUGCUGUUGUUUCUGGCAAAUCUAUACGAUCAAGAUCAGCUCUGGGAUCCAAGGUUGUGACUAGUGAAAUUAACAGGAAUGCAGCUGAGAAAUCUGUCAGUAUUGCAAUCAAUAUACCUGUUGCGACAUCAAAGGUUGUUAACCAUGAGUCCGUUGUGGUGCAUGAGCAAUUGAAUCCAUUCCAACCAGAUAGCAAUAGUGCUGAUGCUACUUGCUGCAGUGGUACUUCAGAGGUUCAUGACAGCAGUGCUAAGCAGAAGCGUACAGGCUAUAGACAAAAGCAAAUUAGCCCCUUGGAAAGAAAUUCCAUUGAGAAGUUGGUUUCUUCCUUUGGAACUGAGGCAUCAAAAGGCCAUACUGAUAUAGCAGCUAAUGCUACUCUCUGUCCUCAGGAUGUUACUGUUGAGAUUGAUUCAAACUGUGAAUCAAAUUUGCCUAGCAUUGCAGCUGAGUCUUCAGUACAUCAUAGAAGGAAAAACAAGAAUGGGAAGAACAAGCAAAAAGUGGAGGAGGCAUCGUCUGCAGCAGCUUUACCAUCAGUGGUAGCAAAAGAUGCUACUACUUCAGAGCCAAAGAGUUCCAACUCUUUGUUGGAUCCUAGCUCAGGUCGUUUCCCAACUGAUUCAAAUGAUGCAAAUGAAUCUUCAGAGCUGCACUUAUCACUAGCAAAUGAAGAAACCCACAUCAGAGUGAAUAACCAGUGGAGAUCUCAGCAUCCUCGCAGGAUGAUGAGGAAUAAAUCAGCUGAGAAAAGCCACAACGGUGAUGCUGUUGUGUGGGCUCCUGUGCGAUCACAACAUAGAACUGAGGUUUCUGAUGCCUCCAAUCAGUAUAUUUUAGUUGAUUCUGUUCUGUCCACAAAGAAUGUUCAGCAGGUGCAGAAUAAUCCAAGAAACAAGAGAGCAGAAAUGGAGAGAUACAUUCCAAAGCAUGUAGCCAAAGAACUAUCUCAACAAGGCGCCAAAGAACUAUCUCAACAAGGCGGCCAUCAUCAAGCUGCUGUUCCCUCAAGUAAUCAGAUUACUUCUGAUGAAACUGCUGAAAGACCGAAGUCUGGUUCUUUGGGCAUUGGAAGCUCCCAAAUCUCUGGCACAGCUACUGUGAUAUUUAGUCCUUCUGUGGAAUCCAGGAAUGGGGAUGUCAGGCAGAACAAGUCAGGAAAAGUGCAUGGAGCAUGGCGCCAACAGGGUGCACCCGAAUCAGCUACUUCAAAUCAAAGUAGAAGUUUUCAAAAAGCUAUUGAGGAUCAUCAGUGCCAGAUAGCUGAUGUAAGUUCUCUGAAAGAGCAACCUAGGGUUUCUGAUGGAUGGAAUGCUUGUGAUGGAUGGGACAUGCCUGAAAAUCCUGACACGGCCAUUACUGUUCCUGUUUUAAAAGAACAGGGUGUGACUGCCAGAGUAAAGCGGCAACCACACAAGGGUCAUAAGGGCACUGGAUACAAUCACAAUCCUGAUGAGAAGAGAACUAGGGGGGAUGCUGAUAAAAUGCACAUUCAAUCUGUGGCUCCAGAGAUGCAUCAAAGAGAUUCACUUCUAGCUGCAAAAGAAAAUAAUUCGACUGGGGAACGAUCCACAUCUCAUUGGCAGCCUAAGUCUCAGUCGGUUUCAGCCACUAGUCAACAAGGACGCCAGACCAAUAGCAGUGCAAGUGGAGGCAGUGAAGGUGGUAGGGUUAUUAAGGAGUCUACUCGACAUGGAGACCCACUUUUACCUCACCCAGAUAAGGAUACUGCUGCAGUUAGGCCUCAGUCUCACCAUGAUCAGUUGCCAUCUAAAAAGAAUUUGGAAGAAUCUACAACUAUUGGGCAAGAGCCUAAGAGGGAAAGGAAGAUGACUGCACAGGGAGGACGUCCUGGUAGCCCCUUUGAAUCAUCGUCUCAUAAUAUGGAUGUUCGGCAUGAGAAACACAUGUCUUCAGGGUUCCGCAAAAAUGGAAAUCAAAGUAGCCGUUUUAUUAGAAACCAUGAAUUUCGUGGAGAUAAGAGUGGAUCUGUGAAAGAUAGCAAGCAGCAUAACGUACCUGCAGCCCGGGAAGGACAGAAACAUAAUUCACAUUAUGAGUACCAGCCAGUUGGGCUCCACAACAGUAACAAAGCGAACAACUUGGAACCUUCCAAAGAUAUUUCCCAUGACUUCUCUGGUACAGGGUAUAGAGAGAGGGGCCAGAGUCACUCGAGGCAUGGUGCAGGCAACUUUUAUGGACGGCAAACUCGCAAUGUUCAAGUUGAUGCCGGUCAUGACUGAGGUGAAAUGCGGAGGGUUUUCUUUUGGUAAUGCCUAAGACCAACUUCCAUAGAUAUUUCUGGCUCGAUCCCUUACGCUAUCAGGGCUUGGAGGAAACAGAUGGUGUCAAGGCCAAAAAGAUAUAUUGAGAUUAUGAGAGUUAGUUGAUGUGGUUGAUUUCUCUUUUUUUUUUUUUUACUUCUAAAUGUAACUGAUCUGAUAGGUUUAAUGUGGUCACAGUAUGCAUGCUGUGGAACCCUCAAUGUGUUUUGAACGGUGUAUUAGAUCUUUAUUCCUUAUCUCUUAACAUGGAACACUGGAAAGAAUGAAAUAGAGAUGGGAGCUUUCCUGGUUCUCCUGUUUA